AUGGGCCACGGAGAGGAGCCAUUAACCGCCACGUAUAAAACCCAAAGACCCCCAUGGAUCGGAAUCUGGAGCGACCGUGAAUACAAGGGUCGCCCGGAUUGGUGGAAGGAGCCAGGACUCGAAGAUUCAGUCGCCCGCUCCGGCAAACUCCGUCUUUACCGAGCUCGCUUCCGCGAGGAAGAUCCAGAUUGGUAUGACCCAAAGGUAAAAGAUGGAGAAUCUCUUGCUGGACCAUUCGGACUCGACUCCAAGAAGACUAAAAAUCUCACCAAGAAAGGAGAUCAACCUGGAUAUCUUGCUGAUUUUCAAAAUAAGGUCUACGAAGGAUCCCAUCAAUUCAAGUCGAUUGCUGAGAAAUUCGGACUCAGCAAAGAACAUCCAGGACUCGAUGUCAGCCCAACCAUGAGCGACUUGAUCAAAACUCCAAAGGGAGAAUUGGGUAGAAACGCCGUUCUCACCAAUUCAUGGUACCACUUUGGACCACGUUUUUUCGACACUCCUCUCAACGAAGGAGCUUUCUGGAAGGGACUUGCCGCUGCCAAGUAUGCUGGAAUUUUAUUGGCACCAUACACCAUUCUCGAAAUUCGUGCCCUUAACACCGUUUCGGUUGCUGACUUCUCGCCAAGAACAUACUUGAAGAGAUAUCUUCAACUUGCUCCGUUCCCAUUGGCUGUAGCUUUCGCAUGGGGUUUCACUCUAUCAGCUGCCGCAACUAUCCGAAAUAAAGAUGAUGUUAACAAUCACUGGUUUGCUAGUGCUGCCGUCGGAUCCACUGUUGCCACAAUGAAGAGUAACGUCGCUCUUGGAACCUCAGCUGCUCUCUUCACUGCCAUCUUGGGAGCAUUCUGGCAAUACCAACGACACUCCGAGACUGGACUCCAAGGAAUGACCGCUCAUCCACAAUCAGCUGGAAUCUGGGGAGGACCACUUCUCUGGCAGAAAAUGCAAUUCGGAGAUGCCGAUGUCCCAAAGACUCGAUACUGA
Messenger RNA from Caenorhabditis remanei, 984 nucleotides. RefSeq lists its product as uncharacterized. NCBI's taxonomy places the organism in Eukaryota, Metazoa, Nematoda, Chromadorea, Rhabditida, Rhabditidae. The transcript has 7 exons. The record is from RefSeq and is a predicted model, not a curated record. The coding region runs from base 1 to 984 and encodes 327 amino acids.